Didymodactylos carnosus is the source of this 558-nucleotide messenger RNA. Lineage: Eukaryota; Metazoa; Rotifera; Eurotatoria; Philodinida; Philodinidae. The record is from the annotation of a GenBank genome assembly.
AUGGCUCUUAUACUUUCACUUGCAGUUAUCAUCGGUAUUAGUCUUGCUCAAACCACAUCAGGUGCUUCUGUUCCGUUCUAUCGUUAUAGCAAAGGUAUCUAUGAUCAUUUCUACACAAUAAAUGCCGCUGAAAUUGGUACAACUAGCUCAGGUCAAGUUGGUCAAUAUGGAUAUGUCUUUGAAGGUAUCGCAUGCAACGUUUAUCCAACGUUUGGAGAACCCAACACCGUACCAUUGUAUCGAUAUGUUAGACCGGGAUCAACGUACCACUUUUAUACAACAAGUACAUCUGAAAUCGGAACAAUUUCACCUGGUGCCACUUUAAAUGGAUAUACAUGUGAAGGUGUGGCUGGGUAUGUUUAUAAAACACGACAACCUGGAACAUGUCCAUUUCAUAGAUAUUAUAACAGUCAAUAUAAUCAACAUUUUUAUACCGUAAGUCCAUGUGAAAUUGGUGUUACGGUCCCUGGUCUAGUUGGAAAAUACAAUUAUAAGUAUGAAGGAAUUGCCGCUUAUGUGAUCACAUCCUAUCCAUGUGAUCAAAACAUUGUUUGUUAA